AUGGCUUCUUCUAAGGCUAAGGGCAAGCGACCCCUCCGCCCACAAUCCGCUGGAGAUGAUAAUCCGGCGAAGAAAACGAAAGAUUCCCCCGGCGAAGAACCGAAACCCGCGAAAAAGCAGGCUGCCCGCUCUACCAAGCCGAAAGAUUUUAAACAGGUUACAGACAAGGGUUCGAACUGGGUGAAUGUCUAUGAGAAGGAAGCUCAGUUAGCUGCAUACCUUUCUUUCAAAACCACAUCGGAGCUUCGACAAUUUACUAUCUCUUGGGUGUGCCUGAGUGCCGAAAGGUACUUCUCGGCAGCAGCCAAGGGAUUGACGAAGAAGCAACCGUUCCACUUCUCGAGCACAAUCGCCGGAAAACGUCAGAUAGAGGCCGUGAAAGACUCCCCAGUGACAGCUUGGCCGUACACAACGGACGAAAAGACAGACGCCCAAAACAAUCAACGAAAGAAGAUUGUUGCUUGGUGCUUGGUAAAAAUGGCCGCAGACAUCGAGAUAUACAACCAAGCCACUGCUGAAGCCAACAACCUGAAAACGCACCAGGAGCAGAAAGAAUUCCUGGAAAGACACAAAGACGUGGCCAGCAAGAAUGGCACCAAGCUGGAAGUGAAAUUCCCUAAGAAGCCUGUUGGUUUCCCUAAACCAUCAAUGGGUCCAUUUACCGAUCUUGGCGAGAACCAGCUUGAAGUUUACAACCGCUGUUGGGAGGCUCUUCGCUACCUGGGCACCGGGUUCCACAGGAAGAACUGGGCUAAUCGCUUUCAGUCAGUUACAAUGAUUAACAAGGGACGUUUGGUCAACGACACGCAUUUCCCAUCGUGGAUGAGAGAGAAAGCCCUGGUUCCGAAAGUCUCGUCAGACCUGGGAGAUUUCGGCCAAGUAUUUGAGUCUGAUCGCCUCCCUCCUAUCAAAGUGACCAUCCACUGGGCCCCAAUUGUCAAUACAGAUAGCACGGACCAACUUCGAUUGGAAAUGGAACGGGCAUCACGAGAAAAAAUCACCGUUCCCAGCAGAAUCCAAAUCUUGCCAUGGGAUCUCAGGGCAUGUUCUAGAGACGUUCAAUUCCGCGAUGAGAUUCGGAGGCUGUUCAAUUGCAAAGAGCUUGGGAUGGAUCUUCAGACUAUGCGUCUGGAAUACUAUGACGGCAAGCGGGGUACGAAGAUUGAUCUGAACGCACUGGAGGAGCUUUGGGAGCAUUUACUAGGCAUCAUGUCAGACCCAGGAAAUUCGGAUUUUACAUUCACGGUGACAAUGGAGUCAUUCGAUCGGGAUGAUUCUACAAUUGACAUCUUCGAAGACCCGCACAACGCGCUGAAUCUGGGCGACCUCCCGGCACUAUUCAGCGUUGACGAAAACCCAGAUGGCCAUGAAGGCGCGGGAUUUGCUGAGGCUAGAGCAGAGGGAAUAUCCUCCGCUAAACCCCGGACUUUUGAAACUACUCAAGAGCAAAUCGAUUUCUACGACGGUUUCGACAUCCGGGAUUUGGCCACAGACAGCUUGCGAGGCCGGCUUGCGUGGCAGGAAAGGCUGAUUCGCAUCAUGACCACAGUCUCAAAGGCCAAAGAAAACAGAACUGAAUCGCUCAAAGAUGUCGGUGUGUCCGAGAACGAGAGAAAUGCUCUCCAGAGGGCGGUGCAAGACGCCCACCACGCAAGCGAAGCACUGAUGCAACCCAAGGUGGAUGACGACUAUUAUACCCUACAUAGCGCAUUCUCAGGGUCGAACACUAGAGCAGGGCCUUGCCUUGAUCUAUGCCUGGACCUCCUUGUUUGCGAGAAAAGAGCCGACAAGUAUCACUCAUUCAUGCUUGAAGGCGAAACGGCUUGUGACUUUUACGACUACCAAAUUACUGGGGCCAUUGGAGCUAUCCUCAAGUUGUUUGGAUCGAUUGAUACUACGCGUCUACUCGAGGCGACUGCGUUCAAUCCCAUGGAUCCCCGGGCAGAGAAAGUUUUGAGUGCAGGGGAAAAGCUUCAGGAUCUCAGGAUUCAUGGAGCAAUGAUAGCUGACGGAACUGGGUUUGGCAAGACAAAGCAAUGCUUGCUGGCAGCCAUGCUCUUUGCACUUCUUACGAUUGAAAAUAAACCCAUGCUUCUGCUUGUUCCGGCCUCCCUCAUUUACCAAUGGGUGGAAGAGAUUUCAGAUCAAUGGCCUGGUCUUAAACCGCGGGUGCACAUUGCAGACUGCGAGACACUGAGCAGAGCACAAAUGCUCAAUUUACAGUUUCCCAUGGACCUCGAAUAUUUGCUCGACAACCAAAAUGUGGCAGCGAAGCGGGCGGUGAUUAUUACAUCGUACGAGACUCACAAGUCUCGGACAACGUGGCGAGUACCUGACACUGUCGAGGAUAGACCCAAGCAUGCUGCCAAACAAAGUAAGACGAAGAAACCACUGAACAAGAUGAUUGGCCUUCGUACUAGGCAUGUUGGGAAGUUUGGCCUCUUGAUUGCGGAUGAAGCCCAUAAGAUGAAGAACAAAAGGACAGUUCUCUGGGGAAUUCUGCAGAUGCAGAAGUAUCCGGCUGUACUGUUUGCAACGGCAACACCAAUGUUCAAUGCAAUCCGAGAUCUUCUUGGCCUCGUGGACCUCCUUGGCCUUAAUGCAAUGAAGGAUCUUUUUGAUCAGACAAAAGGAACUGCGGAUGCCAUUACGCUUAAGAAAUUGCAGAAGCUAAACCUAUCCCAGCUCAAAGCCGAGUAUCAGCGGCUGGAUCCAAAAUCUCCUCUCAGAUUGAUGAUCCUCGAUGUGAAGCUUUUGCGUCGGGUGAUGCGCACGAAACGAGAAGAACGACAUGCGGCAGUGGCCCAGUUCUUUGCGCUGGUGCUAGAUACGAUAGCAAUUCAGCGAUCUCAGGGAUCUUCACUGCCAAUGUCUGACGGAUCUGCGGUGCCAAUCAGAGACAAGUUCAAGCAGAUAAUCACAAAGACUAUCCUGGCCCCUUUCAACAACCUCGAAAAAUACGAGUAUCAGGUUCAGCACAAGAUUUACGCCCUCAAAUAUGUCCAGGAAACUGUGAACCACAAGCCUCAAAUGGACACUGUUGAGGUGCCGGGUGAGCAAUCAACAUACAGCCUUGCAGGAGUGAAGCCUCUCCGAGCUUUGGAGAUAUGCGAUACAAUGCAACGGGGGGGAAAUACACACAUUGCUCAACUUGCAGAAUGGCGGGACCGAGGACUCACUGCUGAAUGGAUACAUCGUGUUGUUCGGCAGCCAGGUGAACUGACUUGGCCUAUCAGUAGUGCUACAGAGUUGAUUGCCUUCCUUGCCACCGGAUCGCCACGUUUGCGGGCUAUCUUUCAGGUGAUACUGAAGUACAAGAUUUUGUACCCCGUGGAUAGGGCCAGGCAUGGCCAUCACCAAAAGGCAAUGAUUGUGGAGUCUUCUCCGCUAUCUGCAUGGUACCUGGAGGUCGUCUUGAACACUGCAUUGAUCUGCACCCGGGUCAUGCAUUCUGGCCUCAACGAGGAGCAGCGCACAAACCUUGUACGGGAUUUUAAUAACCCGGCCAGCGGGCUCAAAGUCCUCAUAAUCACACACAGUAUUGGGUCCGUGGGCCUAAAUCUUCAUGAAGCCUGCGAUGUCGUCAUCCUAUCCACUCCUGGCCGCAGCUGGGGCCACGAGGCCCAAGCCUUCGGCCGCUGCUUGAGGAUAAACUCUUUGUUCGACCUGAAAGUGUUCCGAAUUGAGGUUCCACAAUCGCACGAUCAAUACCGUAACGCGAGACAAGCGGAAAAGGCUAGUCUUCAGCUAGCGAUCAAUGCGCGAGAUCCAUCAAUUGAAUCGCUGCUUCUGAAACUUCUUCGGCAGCUGCAGGUCGAAGUUGAUGAGUUCCGCAAAUCCGAUAGGGCAAGGGACCUCAUGAAGGAAAAAGCUGCCAUGGAUAGAGAAUACGAGGAAGAACUUGAUCGCUUUCUCAGACUGAAGGAACUCCAAAAAAAGUCAAAGACCAGGAGCAAAGCGGUAUUUGAGCCAAGUGCCGGGGAAGCAGAGUCUACUGAGGAAGAAGUUGAACUUGCUGAGGAAGACGAAGAAUUUGGCGAGGAAGACGACGAACUUGGCGAGGAAGACGACGAACUUGGCGAAGAAGACGACGAGUCUAGCGAGGAAGAUGAAGAGUCUGGGGAGGAAGAAGAGGAGGAACACGAGUCCGAUGAGGAAGAGAGGGAUCUCUAUUCAAGCCUCCUCAAUCCCAGCCAGGCCACCGCUAAAGCAACUGACGCAGACAUUGAAAAGUUCAAGGAAAAGAUGCGCUGGAAAUACUUCACGCAAAAAUGGACCACGGACGACCUUCAUGACCCAGACCACCCAAUUUAUUUCGAGAUCGCCCUCAGAUUGCUGUACAACAAGCUGCGGGAUUCCAAAGGCCUGCAUAUGGGGACGUCUAUUCAUGUGCACUACUCCAGCAUCUCACAGCAACAUCAGGAUCGACUCGAGAAGAUCAUCAAGGAUUUGGGGGACGAAGAAACAUCCGCACGAAAAGUCGAGCCUCGCAAGGAAGACUUUGAUCACCUUGCAGAGGAUUCCGAUGGAAAUUGA
Molecule: messenger RNA, 4536 nt
Organism: Penicillium crustosum
Lineage: Eukaryota; Fungi; Ascomycota; Eurotiomycetes; Eurotiales; Aspergillaceae
Product: SNF2-like protein
Exons: 10
Coding region: 1-4536 (1511 amino acids)
Molecular function (GO): ATP binding; ATP-dependent chromatin remodeler activity
Source: RefSeq, a predicted model, not a curated record